AUGGGUCGCCGCGAGAAGCUGCUGGAGCUCGCGAAGGUGCUCCCGGACCUGGCGAAGGGGAGCUUACAGAAGGUCAAGCUGAACACGGUCCAAGCGGAGGGCAUGCGGUGGCGGGGCCCGGAAAUCAAGGCCAGGCGGCUCAAGUCUCUGAAGAAGGAGUUCGAGCAGCACGACGUGCCGUGGCCCUUCCCUGCAAAGGAGCCCCGGGAGUUCUCGCACGGCUGGAAGGGCUUCUUCAAGGGCCACAAGGACGACAUCCUUCGAGUACAGAGGAAGGAGUGGACGCAGGAGCUGCUGCAGAGCGCAGACGAGCGGGUGGCGGCGCUGCGCGCGUUCAAGCGGCAGCAGCGGCACGAGACGCUCGGAGAUUUCGACCGGCUCAUGCUCAGUCCUGAUGCGAGGUCUAAGAGGGUCAAGGCAAUCAAGGCACAGGCCAAGUAG
Messenger RNA from Pedinophyceae sp. YPF-701, 441 nucleotides. NCBI's taxonomy places the organism in Eukaryota, Viridiplantae, Chlorophyta, Pedinophyceae. The record is from the annotation of a GenBank genome assembly.